Colossoma macropomum (tambaqui) is the source of this 1394-nucleotide messenger RNA. RefSeq names its product sorting nexin-5. Lineage: Eukaryota; Metazoa; Chordata; Actinopteri; Characiformes; Serrasalmidae. Gene Ontology annotation, molecular function: phosphatidylinositol binding. The record is from RefSeq and is a predicted model, not a curated record. The coding region runs from base 184 to 1296 and encodes 370 amino acids. The transcript is spliced from 15 exons.
ACUUUGACUCACAGGAUAUCCUGCUUUCCACAGUUGUGUGCGUGUGGGCAUUUUGUGAGUGUGUGUGCCUGCUGCAGACAGAAAGAGAGCAAUAAGAGAUUGCAUGAGGAGAUACAAGGGAAGGCACUGUUCGUCAGAAAUCCACCUCCACAGAUCCACUGUGGCUGAAUUGAAUAGAAGAUAAUGGGAUCGAAUGACGAUUCAGCACCAAGUGUGAAUGUUAGCAGUAUCAAGAUCACUGAUGUCACACAGGAUGGAGAUACACUAACUUUUGCCAUCACAUCUCAGAAGUCGAGCAGCAGUGCUGGAGUGUGCGUUUUUAGGACAUAUGAGGAUUUUGAGUGGCUUCAGCAGAGUCUUUUCUCUCAGGAGGAUGUUCCAGGACUCCAGGGAGUCAUAUUUCCUCCUCUGCCCGGCAAGCCACUGCCCUCCACCUCACUUUCACAGGCCAAAGCGCUGAAGCAGCUCGGUUUCCUGGCUCUCGGAGAUGAAUGGAUGAUUUACUGUAAGGCUUUAGAGCUUUAUCUCCACCAGGUGGCAGCAAACACCACUCUCAACAAGAGCAAAGCACUCUACAGCUUCCUCAACAGCUCUGAGUCACCUGGAAAACAACGUGGCAAAAAGGGCAUCUUUAACCGCCUCAGUCAGGCCAUGGAGGAGAUGAGGAAGGAGGGUCAUAAGGAUGUGGAUGAGUUCUUUCAGAGCGAGAGAGACAGCAGCACAAACCUUUCAGUUCUGUUUAAAGCAUCCACAGAGAAUUUCCUUGACGUUGUGCUGACCAAGCAAAGACUUGCUUUGGCCUGUGGGCAUUUCUCCACUUCAUUACAUCUUUGUGUAAACCAGGACAAUCCGAGUGCUGUGGCCUUCUCCAAGAUUUGUCUGAAGCUCUCUGAUAUUAUUGAAGCAGUGAAAAUAAACUAUGAAAAAGUGUCUGAUAAUGACAUCUCUACUUUGGGUCUGGGUCUGGAUCUGGAGUCACGCUACCAAGAAGCUAAGAGGGAGAUGCUGUUCAGAAGAACCUGCAAACUAGUGGAGCUGGAAGCUGCCAAUAGGAACUCAGAAAAAGCAAAGCAAAAUAAGAAAGCAAUUAUGGAGGGAGUCCAGAAAGCUACACAGAAGGAGUUUAACAUCAUCUCAUCUGUGGCAAAACAAGAGAUUGAGCAGUACCACAGAGACCGUGUGAGUCUUCUGCAAGAUUUUCUGAUUCGCUGGUGUGAGAAACAGCUCAGCACAGCGCGGGAAAGCUCUGCCCUCUUCUCUCAGCAUCUGGACGCUUGUAAGAAAUUUGCUGUGUAAAGGAACAGUUUUGUAAACUUAAUUGUUUCUGUAAACCGGCAAUUUCAUGCUUUUGCAAAUCCUACAUUUUUAAAUAAAGCAAUAACAAUGAAAUAAUA